GACUACCAGCGCUAGACGAGGAUCAGUACUGAUUUGUCGCGAGUGUCCGAAGAGCGUUUUGAACGUUGGGAGUUGAAAGAGGGUGUUCCUGAGCAAGAUUUCAUGAUAUUUCCUUUGCCUGAAUUGACUGUUUAUGUGCUCGCAGCAGAUAGCUUUGUCAGUCUUCCUGGUGACGAUAAUUCAGAAGGCAGCUCCCGUGUUCGUACAAUUGCCGGUCAUUCCGCCUGAAGAUCUCAAGGACUCGGCCUCCUACCAGAAAUCUCAAAGUAUCAACGAAGAUAUCAUGCUUCUGCACUUCACCGUUGUUAUCGACGGUUCAUCCUACCUCGCAUUCUUGAAGCACUGGACAUUGAUAUUGAAGGUUUUCUAUACAAGUAUUAUCAUCUUCGUGCAUCAGAUGAACUCAGGCCAUAUCUUGUUCAUACCAUGAGGAGAGAGUAGUGAAGCAAUGUUACGUCGAUGCAGUAAGCUGGGCCUGGUCUCUGUCUCCCCCUUUCACAAGCCACUCAAGC
Messenger RNA from Lentinula edodes (shiitake mushroom), 512 nucleotides. RefSeq lists its product as uncharacterized. The record is from RefSeq and is a predicted model, not a curated record. The transcript is spliced from 2 exons. NCBI's taxonomy places the organism in Eukaryota, Fungi, Basidiomycota, Agaricomycetes, Agaricales, Omphalotaceae. Bases 134 to 430 code for a protein of 98 amino acids.